AUGACGCCACAACGUUGGGGUUCAACGCCGGAUUGCGUCGGUGCUGUGACAGUGGAAGAAGCACAAGAAGGCGACGGCACUUUUUACUACUUUCCUUCGCCGCACAUCAGAGGUUUAUGUUCUCCAGUUUUGGCAGAACGUUCUCCUGUUAUUACUGUCGAAAAGGAUUCUCGAUUAAUCGACAUUGUGGACGCGGUGCGAGGCGGUGUCGACAUGUGCUUUAACACCAACAGCUGCAUCAGCUUUGAGAAAGCUGCUUGCAGCACUAACAAUGAAACAAGCGAAAGAAGAGCCUGUAACGAUAGCGCGAAGGCGAACUGUUGCGGAAUGCAGCGCACAAACUUCCCUCGUCGUCUGCUAGCUCAAGAAAACAUCGCGCUGAUUCUCGACGGAAUUUCGCGGUUUAUUGGAGAAUCACGAAUAAGCUCUAUUUUGUCAUCAGUGGCGCAGCUACCGGCAAAUAGGUUGAAUUCGUCUUUGUUCCUUCAGCCUAGUCUCAUGGCGGCGGCGACGCCGUUUUUUACGAUGGCGUUAGCAGACCGCCAAAGUAUAGCUGUGAUGUCGCUAAGCAUGAUCCUGGCGCUGGUGUCAGCGGCGUGGCGAAUGGUCGGUGACGUACUUUAUGGCUGUGGAGCGGAUAGAAGUGGGAUAUGGGGCGUGCGGCUGCUCCUGCUGGCCGGGCUGCUGUCGGGGGAGGCCGGCCGGGGGGCGCAGGGGGGCGCAGGUGGGGGCGCACACGCCCUUAAGGCUCACAUUCCCGGCGACAUCAUUCUCGGUGGACUUUUCCCUAUACAUGUCAAGGGCGAAAACGCCAAAUGCGGUGGCAUAAACAAGGAUCGAGGCAUCCAACGCCUGGAGGCAAUGUUGUUCGCCAUCGACCGCAUCAACGAGGAUGAGACGCUUCUGCCCGGCGUCAGGCUGGGUGCAACCAUCCUCGACACCUGCUCUUCCGACUCAUAUGCUCUCAACCAGAGUCUCGAGUUUAUUCGCGCCUCCAUCAACACCGCCGAUCCGCACAACUACUAUUGCCAUGGCGGGGGCAACUUGACACUCAAACCAGAAGCUAGUGCCGCAAUCAGCGGGGUGAUCGGUGGCUCGUACAGCGAAGUGAGUCUGCAGGUGGCAAAUCUGCUCCGGCUCUUCCGCAUUCCCCAGAUAAGCCCCGCGUCCACCGGCACCGCCCUUUCCGAUAAGACCCGCUACGACUUCUUCGCGAGGACCGUACCGCCCGACACAUUCCAGGCAUUAGCUAUGGUUGCAGUAGUAGAAACGUUCAACUGGUCAUACGUGAGCUUGGUUUAUUCAGAAGGACAAUAUGGCGAAUCGGGCCAGGAACAAUUUACCAAGGAGGCUCGCCACCACAACAUCUGCAUAGCCAUCAGUGAGAAGAUACCUCAUUCAGCCACUGAACAACAGUACCUUUCUGCUUUGGAACGACUUCAACAAAAACCCAACGCUAAAGUCGUUGUGUUAUUCGUACGCGCAGAUCACGCCGAGGGUGUCUUACGCGCUGCCAAAGAGCUCAAAAGAAAAUAUCGUGACAGAUUGCAGUCAUUCGAUUUUUAUUGGAUUGCUUCCGACGGCUGGGGAGCCCGCGCUCUCUCCGAGGACAUGCAGGAGGCCGCCGAGGGUGCCAUCACCAUUGAGCUCGAAUCACGGCGUAUAGAGGCUUUUGACAGGUAUAUGCUAGAUCUGACCGUCGAAAAUAACGAGCGCAACCCCUGGUUCCGUGACUACUGGGAAGCGCUCUUCGAAUGCAAGAUCCGCAAUACAUCCUCGGAAAAAGAGAAGCUCCCCCAGGGUAUCAGUGGGAGUAAUUCGUCUUUACCCAGCUGUUCUGAAAACCUUAACAUCAGUUCGACGAAGGAUGGAUAUAAACAAGAAAACAAGGUGCAAUUCGUAGUGGAUGCUGUGUACGCGAUGGCCCACGCAAUUGACAGCGUCCGUGAAAGGGUCUGCGGGGCUCAUGGGGUAUGUCCCCGGCUGAAGGAAGUCGACGGAGGACUCAUCUAUCAGGCACUGCUUAACGUUUCAUUUGUCGACCUAGUUAAUUCAACAGUGCGUUUCGACGAGAAGGGAGACGCACAGGCACCGUACAUAAUCUACAAUUAUAGAAGGAAUUACAGCUCCGGUGAAUUACAAUAUAUUCAAGUUGGUAAAUGGCUAGGAGUUGAAGAAGGACUCGAGCUCAUGGCCGGAGACAUCACCUUUGGAAGGAGGGAGACACACGACAGGGUCAUUCCGGUGUCCGUAUGUUCCGCCGAGUGCGGCAUUGGAGAGGUGAAGAAGGUUCAGGCGGGUGACCAUUGCUGUUGGAUCUGCACGCGCUGUGAACCGCAUGAGUUCGUAGUGAACGAGUCGACGUGCGCCGAUUGUGGCCCAUCGAGAUGGCCGCAUCCACACAAGCGUUCCUGUUUCGAUUUGCCCGUACAGCAUAUGCAAUGGAAUAACCUGUUUUCCGCCGUUCCCAUCGCGGUAGCUCUGCUGGGCAUCGUUCUCACAUGUGGUACAAUAGCGGUGUUUGUGAGAAACAAUGAAACGCCGAUCGUCAAGGCGUCAGGCCGAGAACUCAGUUAUAUGCUACUAUCCGGCAUCCUGAUUUGCUACUUAAUGACGUUCGUGCUAUUGCUCAAACCGACGCCAGUAUCGUGCACAGCACAACGAUUUGGUGUCGGGCUGGGCUUUUCAAUCAUUUACGGUUCUCUGCUUACCAAAACGAACCGAAUCAGUCGAAUUUUUGACUCUGCGCGUCGCUCAGCGAGAAGACCGUCCUUCAUCUCGCCGAAAAGCCAGAUGGUCAUCACCUGCAUGCUCAUAUCCGUUCAGGUGAUGGCUACGUUAGUCUGGUUCGUGCUCGAGCCACCAGCUACGCGGACUGAGUAUCCCGAAGGUCGACGUAAUCAAGUGAUCCUCAAAUGUAAAAUCCGUGAUUCAUCGUUUCUCGUUUCGCUCGUCUACAAUAUGUUUCUCAUAACUACUUGUACCGUAUACGCUAUCAAGACGCGAAAAAUUCCUGAAAACUUUAACGAGAGCAAGUUCAUCGGCUUCACGAUGUACACCACAUGCAUUAUCUGGCUAGCCUUUGUACCCAUUUAUUUCGGGACGGGUAACAAUUUCCAGGUCCAAAUUACAACGCUCUGUGUAUCAAUCUCUCUGUCUGCGUACGUGGCCCUGUUCUGUUUAUUUUCGCCUAAAGUGUACAUCAUACUCUUCCAUCCUGAUAAGAACGUUCGUAAGCUAACAAUGAACAGCGCAACCUACAAGAAAGCGCCCACUUCAUCCACGACAGGCGGCGGUGGCGGGGCUGGAGGCGGCCCGCCUGGGCACAACCUGGGCAGCGGACACGGGACAGCUGUGAACAACCAACCCCCAACGACCUGUACAACAGGUACAGCCGAUUCCUGUGUAGAGACUGUAAAACUUGUGCCAGUUGCGACAAUCAGUCAACAUACUCUCCAGCAAACGUCGCCAGAAAUGACAGUGGCACAGGCUCUAAGAGGGGCACCACCGUGUUCACAGCCCACACAAAUCGAAGGCGGCCGCUGCUUUCAAGGGGCGAACACCGGAGAGUGUGUCACGUCCGACCAACCUAGACUACCUGGCCAAUAUAGUUCGGCAUCGCGAGCUACGCCAUCAAGCAGUCCUCCCGCUACGGGCAACAAAAGCCCUUGCGAUCAAGGAUCUACAAUGAUGAAAGCGGUUGACGACCGCGGAGGAGGGGAUUGUGACUCGAUGCAGAGUCUUUAGCAUUUACUUAUAGUCUACAAAGAGUUGGAAGUGUCCAUUUAGUCGACAAUAAGGCGUCACGGGCAGAACUGUAUCUUGUCAAUUGUGGGCUUCAUGAAUGCUUGACAAAUUAAGGCAUUGCUAAUGUAAUAUUAAGAAGGGAGAAUAACAGUCUCUAUGGGUGUUUCGGCUCGUGCAACUACUUUGGAUCUUCUACUGUAGGCGAUUGUAUAUAGGUAGGUGCGUAGGCAGGUAGACGGGAAAGUAGUGGUGGCAUUGGUGUCGCUGUUAUUGCCGCUGCUGCUGAUGUUGUUAUUGUUGUUACUAGAAUGCAGGAAACCGAAAGUUUAAAAAGCCGUUGAAUCCGUUUCCGUCGUUCUUUACCUGCAUCCCGAAUAACGCUCGCGCCUAAAUGCAAGUCUAGAACAGCCCCUCUUGUAGCGUACAGGUCCCUACAUACGUAUUAUAUAUUUUGGCUUUUUGACCAAUGGUGUUCCACUGGUCUGUGGUCUUUCAAGAUGACCCAAGUCCUAAGCCUGAUCGCGACACUGAGCGCUUUCGACAGCGACGUGGCUGCUAUGCCGCUACAGUUAUAAACGUAAAGUAAGCUCUCUUACGACAGCUGUUGAAUAUUUUUGAUGUUAUUGAACUCGGCUUAGCGCCUAUAGCCGCUUCAAUAUCCGUGUAGCGGCUGCUCGGUGCGUGUUCGAUACGUUUGAGCCUAAAUGCAAUCCCUCCCAAUCACGUCCUUAAAACUGCUGUUCGUCCACGUCGAGAUCACGUUUACGUGCGCUGCCAGGACAAACUGAGGAAAUAAAUCACCGUGGAGUCGUCCGACUAUGUUCCUCAGGGUAAUUAUUAAUGCCAGAUCAAAUCCUAUCGACGCUAGUCGGCUCAUUCAAUGUAAGAAUAAUGACAAUAUUGCUGCCGCGUGCAGUACGCCCAAAAUAUUGGUCGCUAUCUCCCAGUGCUUAUCAUAUAUAUAGUUUAAGAUUAUGCAAUAAUGUGAUCUUGGAUGGCGCUGGGACCAAUAGCGUGCUGUUAACCUUCGACCGCAGGAUAUAUUGAAGCACAAGCGAAAUCGUGUUAUGGUUCACGCACCCGAUUACCUAGUCUAUCACUAUUCUACAAUUUGUAUUAUGACUCUUAUUAGCAGGAAUUUAAUGUUACUACUGCCACGUGUAUAGAGGAAUGGGUGCGCUGUUCACGUCAAGGCUGACAGCUCUGCCCGUUCACGCCGCCUGGACCAGGCUGCUGCUCCUGGGAGCAAAGCCCCACUCUUGUGGCUACCAAUAUAGAGAAAGGAUCAUCAAUUAUAUCACGAUACAAAUAGAAUAAUGAUGAGCACUCAAGAAAGAAACAAACGACACCUUCGUAGACGACGAUUAAAAGCUUGCGGCGUCUGCCCAGGCCGAUAUCCUACAACCAUGACCUAUAAAAAAAAAAGCACCGACUUGAGAACCGGCAUUGACAGAACAAUGCGUUACGCGUUUUGAGGCCUCUGGAGACGUGAAUAUCAAAUAGCAGGAAAUGCAGUCCCGAUAUUAUUAGCCACAACUGAGAAUUAGACGGCCAAAACGAAUGGGGUGGUAAAGAUUAUGGCUCCAAUGUUGACAAUGCAAGAACACGUAAGAAUUCGACGAACUAAAACGGUCCACUGUUACUCGGACCACGUGGAGCGUUCAGAGCGUACUGACGUAGGUGAUAUAUUUACGUCCAGACAACGAUAAUAACCGUCAUCGUUAUUAGAAUAGGACUGUUGGGGCUCUCCCGGCUACAAAUGAGACCAACGGCUGAAUUGCUAAACACCGUCGACUAGCAGAGGAACGGUAUGCAGUACAGGCCCAAUGUGUGAGCGAAUCAUCGAAAUCGAGUGGCCCGGGCGGAAUGAAGGACAAGCGAAUGAAUAAUGGCAACAAUUUCUGCACUAGGGGCAACCAGCCAGCGAGACGCGUCGUUCCCGCUUUGCAACAAAUACAAAGCAAGAACAGCCUACACAAAGAUUUCGUUACUACUUUGUAGUACAUAGACAAAGAAAAAAAAAAAACUACACGAAUUCUAGCAAGCCCAAAUCAAGUCUUCCGAUUACGAAUAUAUAUUACGACGAUUAACAUCAAAAUGAACCACUGCUACUUUAACUAUAAUUACUAUUACAAUGCCAGUGCAACAAAAAAAAAACGU
This is a messenger RNA of Varroa destructor (honeybee mite), 5907 nucleotides long. RefSeq names its product metabotropic Glutamate Receptor (gene mGluR). NCBI's taxonomy places the organism in Eukaryota, Metazoa, Arthropoda, Arachnida, Mesostigmata, Varroidae. The record is from RefSeq and is a predicted model, not a curated record. Gene Ontology annotation, biological process: G protein-coupled receptor signaling pathway. Gene Ontology annotation, cellular component: membrane. Gene Ontology annotation, molecular function: G protein-coupled receptor activity.